UAUCCCGCUCCGCAUGUAGACGUGGUUCUGCCCGGCUUCAUUCCCCCCAGCAGAGGUCGUGCUACGGACUGCGCGGCUCUACUUUCCCCAGAUAACUAACAACAGAGAGGAUAAUUCGCUCAGUUUGAAGCAAAGACAAAGCCGCAGCUUCCAUAUUAUUCUUAAGUCUGUCGCUAAACGCGCACCCUCCCCCCUCCCCGAGGCACCGCUGAAUGUCAGCGCCGCGGCGCAGCGUGUGCGCGCCUCCCUGCGCCACUCGGGGACGACGGCCGGACCGAGCGGAGCAAGAGCGAUAGGGCGGAUUUAAAAAAAACAAAAAAAAAAGAUCCUGUUCAGCGCGGCUUCCCGGCCACCCUCCGCCCCCCACCCCACCUCCCCUAUCACCACCCCACCCUCCGCCCCCUCCCUCCCUCCCCCGUCCCCUCCCCUCCCCUUCAGCUCUGGACCACGACCGGACCGCGGGACGCGCCGUGUCUUCCCCCUUUGUUGAAGGCGCAGAGGGGUUGAUCCGAUGCAUUAUUUACGACCGAAACUUCAGCAACUCACCCUCCGGAUAUGGCUCCCGGUUUGAAGGGCGUGCGAGCGGGUCACCCCGUGGUGGUCGGAGCCGGACGAGCGGACCCCGGUGGGACCUCCCCGCGGAAGAAGGAUGUCGGAGGAGAGGUGACGCGUUCGAGGACCAGGUGGCGACCCGGAGCCGCGGGGAUGCUCGCCGACUGUCUGCUCUCCGUGGGGAUGCUUUCACUCCUCGCCCGGUGCGCCGUGUCCGCAGAGGAAAAAUCCACCUACGUUGCUUCCGACUCAAUUGACCCUGCAGUCACAGCUGCCCCUGCUCAUCCACUGGCUGACCUGUCCGUGGCGGAGGAGGUGCCUUUCUCAGCCGUCCAUUCGGAUGGCGACUCAGAGUCUGAGGGGGAAGGUUUGUCGGGGCAGCCCGCCUUUUCCUCCGUCUUAACCGCCAUGGCGGGAACUCUCAAACAUCCGCUGAGCCUUGAUGAAAGUAGAACUUCGCCAACCAUCACCAGGGAUGAGACCCACACCACCCAAUGGCCUUCACGGACCUCCAGCCGCGGCUCAGAGACGUCCUCCUCAUCUGUCUCUGCGGGAGGCAGGAUCACCCUCGCCAGCUCAGAGGCGGGGACGGAUGAGUUAACCGCUGGAACAUCAGGAGCGGUUACGCGCACUUUCCCCAAAGAAAAAGCAAGCGGUUUAGCGCCCUCUCAAUCAGCCAGAAUCCCCCUCUCUGCUGGGCCCACCGAGAGAACAUCUCAGGUAUCACCUCUGCACCCUCGACAGGACCCCCUGACCCACUCUGUGCAGCCCACCGCCACAUCGAAUCACCUCAGCACUACUGCGCCUUCCCCGAGCGUCACCGGCACCGGAACCACGACGUCGACCACCACCACCACCACCACCACCACCACCACCAAAACGCAGCCUCCGCCUGUGACCAGGAGAACCACCACCACCACCACCAGGACUCUAACCAGCAGGAGAAUAUUCACACCGCCUUUCCCCAGGGAGACCACCGGCAUCUUUGUAUCCCCUUUUACCACCACCACGGAGGCACCGCCGCAGCAGUGUAACAUCACGGAGAGACUGUGGGUGAAAACAGUUGUUUCUAUUUAUGUGAGAAGAAACAGGCUGGAUAGUAUUCAGAGGCAGAACCUGCGAAGGGGACUAAGUCAGGGCCUCCGGAAAGCUCUGAAUGAUACUUCUGCUCAAGCACAGGUGGAGACAGUAUUUGGUUCUCCCAACAUGACGGUGGCUUAUCACGUGACUGGAGCGGACAUGGUGUACCCUCCUUCUGUGGUGCUUGAAGGCUUGGACUCUUAUGGCCGUGAUAAGCUGAUUUCAGACCUGCGACAGUACCUCCCCAUGGUAACAGCCCUGCCCCUCCCAGUUGCAUUAUGGAGAUCCAGCCCAGCACCUGGCUUCCAACUGAAAACAGUGCUUCAGUUCGUGGGAGCGGGCGAUGACCCUCGGUCCUGCCGCUUCUCUCAGAUGAUGGAGCAGAGGCUGGAACGGGUGUUUUCUGAAGCACAGGCCAAAGUGCUCAACGCCUACAGCAGACUCUCUGUUCAGAUGCUGAGUGUUUCCCAGGCAGCUGGUUCUCCUGCUGUGUCAUUGGUUUACACUGUGAGGAAUGGGACUGUCUUUCUUAAUGGCACCACUGCCUCAAAUCUCCUUAGUCAGCUGUCAGCUGAGCUGGUGGGCUACUUCCUCUUCUAUCCACCACUUAUGAUUGCUGAGCCGCUGGAGUAUCACAAUCUGAACACCUCCAUUGCUACCAGAGACUUCUGGGUUAUUACAGUGAUCCAGGACGUGGAUAACGCCAGCUUGGACGGACAGUACCAGAGCUUUGCCAGUCUAAUGGAGCAGCGUCUGGCAGAGCUGUUUGUGUUGGCAGGUCAGCAGGGCACUCGCUUCAAACGAGCCACGGCUGUAGGCAGCUACACUGUCCAGAUGGUGAGUAUCCGUCGGUUGUCGGCGGUGAAGAAUCCAGCCGAGAUGACCUACUAUGUCCAGAACAAUGGCGUUCCUUUAUCGGGCACGUCAGCCGCCAAGGUCCUGAACACAGUGGAUUCUCAGACUGUGGCGCUCACGCUCGGCUACUUUGUCCAGCCGCAAGCAGAACCUGUGGUCAAGAACCCUCCUAAUAACCUCUGGAUAAUCGCUGCAGUGUUGGCCCCCAUCGCCGUGGUAACACUCAUUAUCAUCAUCAUCACAGCUGUGCUGUGCAGAAAGAAUAAAAAUGACUUUAAAGCUGAUGCCAUCGGAAACCUAAAUCCCCGAGCUAAGAUGGCAUAUCGGAGAGAUGUCGGCUAUUAUCACCAGCCGGUGCAGGGCUUCGACUAUGCCAAGCAGCACCUGGGCCAGCAGGGGGGAGAUGAGGAGACCCUGCCUGCCAGUCAGGACACCUUAGUGAUGUCUCUACAAAUCCGGGACACACCACUUUCACUAGAAAAGGCCCUGCAGCAAGACGGAACCGCCAAUAAGAAAAGCCUCACUUCUGACAAACACAGGAGCAAGUUGCCGAGUGAGGACGGUUCCGUCAUCAGCAACGAAUCAGAGAAGCUGAAUUCCAGCCGGAGCUUGACGGUGCUGAAAGUCACAGCGCAGCAGAAACCGACAAAGGAGGAGACGUGCAAGAGGGACGAUGCAUAUGACACCUCCUCUGGCUCCCUGCAGCUCAUCUCCGUAAAGCCCACGGCAGGUCAGCCCCACUACACACACCCUGCGUCCUCUGACCGCGGCCAGGACUCAGCCAUCGUCAAUGGAGAGGUGAACAUGGCUCUGAAGCAGAAGUCGGACAUUGAGCACUACAGAAACAAGCUGAGACUGAAGGCUAAGAGGAAGGGCUAUUAUGACUUCCCUUCUACAGAGGGCAGCAGCAGUGGUCGAGCUGUGCGGCACAGCCAUGAGAGGGCAGCCGGUGAGCAUGGCAGACCACUGGAGCCUGAUGAUGAGCGAGGUUCCACUUAUGUCAAGUCUCACAGGAGACACUCCCAAGUAGGGCAGCCAGCGUAUCGCAGCAGACAGAGUCUGAGCAGUCCCAGCCCGGGAGGGACAGAGAUGGACCUGCUGGUUAUGAGGGAGAGACCCAGGAGAGGCAUCCGCAACAGCGGCUAUGACACGGAGCCCGAGUUGAUUGAGGAGACGAACGUCGACCGUCUGAUGGGGCCACAGGGAUUCAUGUAUGGCCAGGGCUUGAAAGGCCACUCGGAGACAUCCACCCUGAGCUCUCAGCCGUCCAUUGAUGAAGUGCGACAGCAGAUGCACCUGCUGCUGGAGGAGGCGUUCAGCCUGGCGUCGGGGGGUCAGUCCACAUCCGGGAGACACUCCCAUCACCACCACCCACCUCCUGACCACUACAACCCCGCGCCGACGCCCCUCCCAUACGCAGACGUGGUGACCAGCGCCCCGGGUACGAUGAGCUGUGGGAGGGGGGGCUUGCAGUGGGUGCCAUCCUAUGGUGCAGAGAUGUAUCAAUGCAGCCUGCCCAAACCUGCCUUUCGCUUCACCCAGCUUCCUGAGAUGGCCAUGGGCUCUCCUCCCCCUUUACCGCCUCGUAAUGGACCACCUCCUGGGAACCCCUUAAGACGUUCCACUUCUGACUUGGGGCCUAAGGCAAGGAGCUCAGCGACAUCUGUCACGGAAAGGCAAAGUCAACAUGACGACAACCCAUAUGGGCCAACAACUCGAGCAGUACUUCCAUCUAUCACUGCAGAGCAGCCUGUGUCCAACUACUCAGGAAACCCAAUAACAGCCGUCUAUGCCAUCCCAGCCACCAGGCCCGGCUACUCAGAAUACUUAGUCACCACACCAACCACGUCCUACCACAGUCCCUCCUGGAUGUCCUAUCCACCAGAACCUGAGGAUCUGCCACCGCAGUGGGCAGACUCGGUUCCCCUUCCCGGGUAUGUAGAGGCUUUUCCUCAUCCUCGCUACCCACAGGGGAGCCCCACCAGGUUGCCCCUGCAGUAUAACCAAGCACUUGAGCGGCCACCCACUUCCCCAUGCCCGGUAUCCCGGGAAAGGCUUUCUCACGCCGUGAAGGACAUGGACAGCAUGCCCCUGAGCAGCCUCUCCACCUCGGCACUGGUGCAGGCGAUCCGGCUGGAGGUGGCCAAGCUGGCGCAGAAGCAGAACGACGUGUUUGAUUUUUGAGCUUUUGUUUCGAUUCUCUCCUUGUAUGCAGACAAUGGUAAACUGUGCAUUGGCAGUGCUCCUUCUGACCGUUUUUUUUAAUGUUUGUCCUGUAAAAUUAACCGCUGAUUUGUUUUUUGUUCACAUGGCCUUGGUGUAUUGCAGCUCCUGAAAAGACUGUUUUAUUUUUGGAAAGUAAUGCCAACCCUAUUAAUGAUGUUCCAAGUAACUACAUGCAUCUCUUUUUUGUAGAUAUGUCAAUAGGAUACACUUAAUGUGGAGAAUAUAGUUUGUUUCUAUGUUAAGAUUUUCUUUUGUGAAUCAGAAUGAAUUUAGAAGAGGGAAAAAGUAGCAUCGUUGUGUGUACUGACAAGAGCAGACCACAUUGUAUAUGAGCAUGUACAGUUCUUAUCUCCUUUUAUAAGCCGUGAGCGUCAACGGCUUACAUCAAUAUCACUUCAUUCACAUUAAUCUACCACAAAUUCUUCAUUCAUUUUCAUAUCGGAUACCAACAUCAUAACAGUUAGUUCCUGUCAAUUAAACCAUGCAUUGCAUUUAGUUCAAAUCUUUUGAACAAUUGAACGUGGAACCUUAAGUUGCAGAGGAUGAUGUAACAAAUAUAUGGGCAUAUUUGUAUUCACAUAUCAGAAAAAUGUGGAAAAGCCUUUAUCUCUUAGUUUGGGCGUGCACAAGGUAAUUUGACUUGAAGGACAUAAAUGUGAAUACUUAAAAACGUCAACUUUAAGAAACUCAAAUAAAACGGUAAGUUUUAUACAGUAUAUAUGGGUGUUAUGAUGCACAGAUGAUUCAUGUACAUUCACCUCCAAAACCUUUGUCACAAAACAAUUCUCUUUCUUCAUGUUCAGUUAAACUACAAACAAAGUUAUCAGUGUUUUUUUUACUGGCCUUAAGACAUCUUAAUGGUCUCAAUGGGUGCAUUUCAUGAAUGAAGACAAAAGUUCAUGUAAACUACUGACCUAAUGAGAGGUCUUACAUCAGUACUCCUGUUCUAAGAAGUUUUAAGUGCACAAACCAUUGUGUAACAUUGUGAAUGUCUGUCUGAGCUUUGACUCCGUUUCAUUGUACACCUGAGUACUCGUUAUUUUCCCAAGAACUGCUUUAGAAGCACUGAGCAGUGUGAACAUAUCAGUGUGGAGCAGCAAAGCACCAUGGAUGCAUCCAUUUUGUUAGAUGCAAAUUUCAAAUAUGCUGAGGUAGAAAUUUACCUUAAAUACUGAUUGAGGUUUUGACAUUUGUUUAAAAAUGUUUUCUUCACAUUAGGCAACAAUAUUUAUUAUGUUUUAAAUGUAACAUUAGUGCAUCACCAUGUAAGAAGUGGUCAAAUUAGAUGAAACAAACAAACAAAUAAAGGUCAAUGAGCCUUCCAAUAGCUACUACAAUUAAGGAAAUUCAGCUUGCUAGUACUAUUCCAGCAGCAGUGUAUGAGGUCAACUCUUUAAUUAGUGGACAAUCUGAUCUAAUGCAUUAUCCAAUUUAGCUUAUUGUGCAGCGGCACAUUUCUAAUAUGAAUCACUUAUUUGGCCGUCUUAAUCUGCUCUGUCACCCUGGUUUAUUUAGUCUUUUUUUAAACCACCAUAUCAUGACAGUGAACAAAACUAAACAAUACAAAUGUUCGAUGAACGCUUAAACCUUCCUCACAUGAAAGACUUUCUCAGUUAAAGGCAUCAAUUCCUUCAAUUAAUUAGGAUGACGUUUAAAUGUGGAAUUGCUAGCCUGGGAGUGGAAAGUUGGACUGACUGUAGAUGAUUACCUGUAACCCCAAAGCAAGGGUGCUGUGAUGUGUUUGCAUAAACACUGAGAUUACGUUUACUAUGUUAUUGAAAGUCACGUGAAAUGCUUUGCUGAUUAGUAAAGAUUAGUUAAAUGCAUUCUGUCAUAAGAGAGAAGGCAGUUGUUGUGAGUGAAAAUGACUUGAUAUCAUUUAAAUAGGACAGUAUCUUAAUUGCAGCAAUCCUGGAAGAAUUCAGCCUUUUGGCAUUAUGGUUUUCAAACCUCGCCCUCUUCAAGAAAUAUUAAUUUGUACUCAUGCCUGUUUGUGUCUAAGUAGGUAUAAUGAAAUAUGUCUUGAUCUCAACAAGAACUUUGUUGCUGCUUGUUUCCCCGAUAUUCCUUUUACCCAUUAUUCAGAGGAGCACUUAAUGUCUUAAGAACUGAACUUAAUACAGUGAAACCAUUUUUGUGUUUACCAGAAAUGAACACCUUUCCACAUUCCCAUGCUGGAUAACUGAGAAUACUUGGCGAUAUUAAAAAGAAGGGUUUUAUUUGGUUUAUUGGUUAAGAGAGAUGUAUUUAUUCUAUAAAAUGAUAUUACAUAAAGUGAGCUAAACCUAUUAAAAUCAAUGUCUUUUUGUCUUCCUGA
Messenger RNA from Gasterosteus aculeatus aculeatus (three-spined stickleback), 7030 nucleotides. RefSeq names its product KIAA1549-like b. The record is from RefSeq and is a predicted model, not a curated record. Lineage: Eukaryota; Metazoa; Chordata; Actinopteri; Perciformes; Gasterosteidae.